ACGUCUUCGAGCCACACAGCGCUGCCUCCCAUACCAGCGAAGCAUUCAUCUCGGGUCUUAACUGGGUAAGCCCAUCGACUGGGCAUGGCCUUCCUGGGCAACAGAUGGUUGUUGCGGUCGGCAUGUUCUCCUCCGUUCGCGAUGUCAAGGAGGAGGAUGUCGGCCGCAUCGAACAAGAUGUUCUCCAAGAUACUGAUCGCUAAUCGGGGAGAGAUUGCCUGCCGCAUCAUCAAGACGGCCAAGCGGAUGGGGGUGGCCACGGUCGCCGUGUACAGUGAUGCUGACGCCAAUUCUCUUCAUGUGGCUCUCGCCGAUGAAGCUAUCCGAAUCGGUCCGCCGCCGGCGCUGGAGAGCUAUCUCAGAGGAGACAACAUCCUGGAGGCGGCUACACGGAGUGGAGCACAGGCGGUACACCCGGGGUAUGGCUUCCUCUCCGAGAACGCCACCUUUGCCAAGCAGUGCGCCUCCGCGGGGGUCACGUUCAUCGGCCCCCCUGAAAAGGCCAUCGAUCAGAUGGGCUCGAAAAGCGUGGCCAAGGCCAUCAUGUCAGACGCUGGAGUUCCCGUAUGCCCGGGAUACCACGGGGAGGACCAGAGCGACGCUUUUCUGGAGGAAGAAGCAAAGAGGGUGGGGUUUCCGGUGAUGAUAAAGGCGGUGAUGGGCGGCGGGGGCAAGGGUAUGAGAUUGGUUCAGACGCCAGAGGGUUUCCAGUCGGCUCUGGAGGCGUGCCGGCGGGAGGCGGCAGCGGGAUUUGCGGAUGACCGCAUGCUGCUUGAGAGAUAUGUAAACGAGCCGCGACACGUGGAGGUACAGGUUUUCGCGGAUACCCUUGGUAACGCGGUUCACCUGUUCGAGAGAGAUUGCUCGGUGCAGAGAAGGCACCAGAAGGUUCUCGAAGAGGCUCCGGCCCCGGGUAUUAGUGAUGCUACGAGGGCUGAGCUGGGGGAGGCCGCGGUGCGCGCUGCUAAGGCGGUGGGCUAUGUCGGGGCCGGGACGGUGGAGUUUCUGAUGGACACGAGAACGCAAGAGUUCUUCUUCUGCGAGAUGAACACGCGCCUGCAGGUGGAGCAUCCAGUCACGGAGAUGGUCACGGGUCUGGACCUGGUGGAGUGGCAGCUUCGUGUCGCCGCUGGCCAGGAACUCCCCUUGAAGAACCAGGCAGACAUCCCGCUGGUCGGGCACGCUAUCGAGGCGCGAAUCUGCGCGGAGAACGUCGCCCGAGGAUUCCUGCCCGUCGCGGGAACGCUGCGACGCAUGCGCCUACCCUCGGGAGCCGGAAGCGGCGCCGGCGGCGGCGACGGCGACGGCGGAGAGGUGAAGAUAAGAGUGGACACCGGGGUGCAGGAGGGGGACGCCGUGAGCGUGCACUACGAUCCCAUGGUGGCCAAGCUCAUCGUGCACGCCCCGACAAGGUCGGCGGGGCUGCAUGGCCUGCGGAAGGCCCUCAGGGACUUCCAGGUGGUAGGGCUACCGACAAACAUAGAUUUCUGCGAGCGCGUGGCGGGGCACCGGGGUUUCGAGGAGGGAGGCGUCACGACGGCGUUCUUGGAGGAGCACGGGGACGAGGUAGUCCCGUCCCCGGAAACGAUGCCUCCUCCGCCGCACGCGGUGGUGCUGGCAUCGGUGGCGGUCCUACUGGAAGAGCAAACAGCCGUUACGUUUCCCAACGACACCAGCCCAUGGUCUGCACGCAGCGGGCCGUGGCGAGCCGUAGGCGUCCGCAAGCAGAAGCUAGCCUUGGCUUCCCGUGACACAGCGGCGGGUGCCGACGGGGCCGACGAGGCUGGUUCAGAGGUCACCGUCGAGUGCCUCGCUGACGGUGGUUAUGUGGUGGAAAUGCAGGGCGCGAGGUUUGCCGUGAGUGGGGCACAGCUGGAUGCAGGGGGCGCGAUGACCGCCAUCGUUGACGGCAGGCGGUAUUCGUUGGAUGCGACCGUGGAAGGGUGGGGCGCUGUCGGCGCCGAGGGGGAAGUUACGCUCUGGUGCAACCACGGGCCGCUGGAAGGCGACGGUUACGAUCGAAACAGGUACGAGCUGGUCGUGACGAGACCGAGAGGUCGAGGGGCCAGGGGCUCUUCGAAGUCGACCGCCGAGUCGACUGGACGGGUGACCUCGCCGAUGCCGGGCCGAGUUGUGCGAGUUUUGGCGGAGUCGGGACAGGAUGUCGAGAAGGGACAAGAGCUGAUGAUCCUCGAGGCGAUGAAGAUGGAGCACACGGUGCCAGCACCCUUUGCGGGCAAGGUGGACUUGGUUUCGUACGUGGCGGGCGACCUAGUCGACGAAGGCUCGGUACUCAUCACCCUUAAACCCCUAACGAAGUAG
Messenger RNA from Ectocarpus siliculosus, 2322 nucleotides. The record is from the annotation of a GenBank genome assembly. NCBI's taxonomy places the organism in Eukaryota, Phaeophyceae, Ectocarpales, Ectocarpaceae.